Messenger RNA from Ceraceosorus guamensis, 1029 nucleotides. RefSeq lists its product as hypothetical. Lineage: Eukaryota; Fungi; Basidiomycota; Exobasidiomycetes; Ceraceosorales; Ceraceosoraceae. The transcript is spliced from 7 exons. The record is from RefSeq and is a predicted model, not a curated record. Gene Ontology annotation, molecular function: oxidoreductase activity. The coding region runs from base 1 to 1029 and encodes 342 amino acids.
AUGCCCGCUCAAGGUGCCGAUGCUGCUGGAAUCGCCUCUGGCGAGAUCUCCGUCGCUGACAUGAAGGCUCGUGCAGCUGAGAAGACCACUGGAGCUCAGGCCGGAGAGCGCCGCCGCUCUUCCGUCGCGACCGAGAAAGUCAAGCUGAACAGUGGUCACUACAUUCCCCAAGUCGCGCUUGGUGUCUACAAAGCCCCCAAUGACGGAACCACCGAGGACGCUGUCAAGUGGGCUUUCGAGGCUGGUUACCGCCACGUCGACUCUGCUGCACGAUACAUGAACGAGGAGGCUGUUGGCCGUGCCAUCAAGGAGUUUGUCGAGAAGAGCGGCGUUAAGCGCGAGGAGCUCUUCAUCACCUCCAAGCUGUGGGACGCUGACCACGAGCGCGCAGCUGAGGCCAUUGAGGACUCCCUCAAGAAGCUGCAGCUCGAUUACAUUGACCUAUACCUCAUUCACUCUCCCGGAAACCUUGGCCCUGACGCCCGUCUCAAGGCCUGGAAAGAUCUCGAGGCUGCCGUCGAUGCCGGAAAGAUCAAGUCUAUUGGUGUGUCCAACUUCGACGUCGAGGAGCUCGACCAUCUCUUGGCUGUUGCCCGCAUCAAGCCUGCCGUGAACCAGAUCGAGUCUCACCCCUUCUUCCAACACGAGGAGCUCCGCGAGGCCACCAUUGCUCGUGGUAUCCACGUUCAGGCUUACUCGCCCAUGGCCCAGGGCGCUGCUCUCGAGCGCGAGGAGAUCAAGGCGAUUGCGACCAAGCACGGCAAGUCCCCCGCCCAAGUCUUGUUGCGUUGGGGUCUGCAAAUUGGCAACAUCAUCUUGCCCAAGUCCUUGACCCAAUCUCGUAUCGAGGCGAACGCCGAGCUCUUCGACUUUACCCUUGACGAGGAUGACAUGGCCAUCUUGAACAACUUGGACGAGGGUAUGAAGAUGGGCAAGCUGGGCCCCGCAGGAACCUCUGCUCCUGGCUCUCGUCGUUCUUCCAACUCUGGCGGCGUCGCCGGUGGCAAGCUGCAGAUGACUUCCAGCUAG